This is a messenger RNA of Clunio marinus, 276 nucleotides long. NCBI's taxonomy places the organism in Eukaryota, Metazoa, Arthropoda, Insecta, Diptera, Chironomidae. The record is from the annotation of a GenBank genome assembly.
AUGCUGACGUCAUUCAAUGCUCAAACGUCUAGGUUAAAUUCAUCAAAAAUAAAUCAACAAAAAAGUUCAGUUGCUGAAUGGUGUGAACCUUUUCCAGUUUUUUGCUCUUCUCAACAUAACAGAAAUUUGCACAACAACAGUCAUUCCAUUCUUAGCACAGCAAGUAGAUUAAGAAGGAAGUUUGUUCUUUCAAACUUUUGCAAUACAUCAUCGUUUAUAAGUAAAGCUUCGGAUAGACAUGUGAAAAUGAUGAUUGAAAAUCGUCUGGCAACAUGA